AUGCGCUUCACCCCGGUCGUCGCCCUCCUCCCAGCGCUCGCUGUGGCUCAGGAGCAGGUUCCCCUUGCAGACCGUGUCCAGGGCUGGUUCAACAAGGCCAAGUCCUACUUGCCUACUGCCACCCCGGUCGCCCCCGCCGCUGCCGUUGUUGAGAAGGUCGUCGAGAAGACCAAGAUCCAGGAGAAGACCGUCUCCGAGUUCAACAUGACCAACUGGCAGUCCUACCUGGAGCCCGCUUCGGAGCCCCAGGACUGGUUGGUAUACAUCACCGGAGGGAACAAGACUUGCUUCGGUCGCUGUGACAAGGCAGACAAAGCGUUCAAUGAAUCCGUGCUUCUCUUCUCCGCCGAUCCUACCUCCCCUAACCUCGGUAAGCUGGACUGCGAAGAGAACAAGGUCCUUUGCUCUGCUUGGGGUGCCGGUGCUCCUUCGGUCUGGUUCCUCCAGGUGCCUCAGGCCCAGCUUGGUGAGGAGCGCCCCAACACUCCCCUCCACACUGUCUACCUGAAUUCGACCACCGUGACCCCGGAGACCAUCUACAAGGUUCACUCUGAGAAGGUCUGGGAGAAGGCCCCUGCCUACGACGGUCCUCUUCACCCCACGGACGGCUGGCUCGCUCAGAACAACCUUCUGCUCCCUCUUGGAUAUGUCAUCUACGGCUUCAGUGCCAUCCCCAGCUGGCUUUUCAUGAUCGGCAUCAGCUUCUUCAGCCGAGCCGUCGCCUUGGAAACGUCGGCGGCGCGCCCGCUCCUCGUCCGAACUAGACCCGCCUACGUGGUCGCGACCGCCAUCCUCGCCGGCAUAACCGGCUACUUCAUCGGCCAAGGCAGCAGCCUCGGCCUCUUCAGCAACAAAGAAAAAGAAGGCUGGCCGAACAGCUACAACGUGAAACCGCACCUGGACUCGUCGGACGAAGACUACGAAUCCGAAGGAGAAGAAGAAGAGGACAGUGAAGAAGAAGAAGGCGAUGGCACCGAGCUCGCCAACUUCGAUAGCUCCAAUGAAGAAGUGAAAUUGGUGCUUGUCGUGAGGACGGAUUUGGGUAUGACGAAGGGCAAAAUCGCCGCCCAAUGCUCGCACGCUACCCUUGCAUGUUACAAAUACCUGACAGCGUACACGCCGAACAGCGGGAUCCUGCGCCGGUGGGAAUCGCAGGGUCAGGCGAAGAUCGCGCUGCAGGUCAAGUCGGAGGAGGAGAUGGAAGAGAUGCAGGCUAAGGCGAUUAGUUUGGGACUUUGCGCCAGGGUGAUUACGGAUGCUGGACGGACGCAGAUUGCUAGUGGGAGCCGCACGGUGUUGGGAGUUUUGGGUCCCAAGAGUGUGGUGGAUUCGGUGACGGGGCAUUUGAAGUUGUUGUAA
Molecule: messenger RNA, 1359 nt
Organism: Aspergillus eucalypticola CBS 122712
Lineage: Eukaryota; Fungi; Ascomycota; Eurotiomycetes; Eurotiales; Aspergillaceae
Product: aminoacyl-tRNA hydrolase
Exons: 5
Coding region: 1-1359 (452 amino acids)
Cellular component (GO): mitochondrion; cytosol
Molecular function (GO): peptidyl-tRNA hydrolase activity
Source: RefSeq, a predicted model, not a curated record